UCAACUGGGUGUUUCUAACCAAAGCAAAAUGUUCUCCAAAAUCAUCGUCAUCUAUGCUAUGGUGGCAGCAAGCAAUGCAGGUCUCCUGCAUCAUGCACCAGCAGUGUCUCAUAAUUAUAUUAACCAUGAAGUCCAGGGACAUUACGCUGUCCAUGCAGCUCCCUCAUAUCAUGGGUCCCAGAUUUCUCCAAUUCAUACAUCAAUUGUCCACCCAGCUCCAGCUGUUCAUGCAGCGCCCGUUGCUUAUACAGCCUCUGUACACGCUGCCCCAGCAGCUUAUGCCUCACCUGCUCACUCAGCCCCUGUCUCCCAUGCUGCUCCAGUUGCUCAUGGGGCAUCCAGUGCUCACGAAGAUGACCACUACGUAGGAGAAUUCGCUCAUCCCAAAUAUGGCUACUCUUACUCCGUCGAGGAUCCCCAUACUGGUGACCACAAGUCCCAGCACGAGACUCGUGAUGGCGAUGUCGUAAAGGGCGAGUACUCUCUUCUUCAACCUGACGGUUCCUUCCGAAAAGUCACCUACACCGCUGACCACCACAAUGGAUUCAACGCUGUGGUUCACAACACUCCACCCGUCAUCCAUCAUCAUUGAGACGUUGCAAAACUGUGAUAUUAGUAGGUAAUUUAGUGCGUAGAUAAUCCAGAAAUGUAUUUUCGAAAAUCCAGCUCUUUUAUCUAUUGCUUUAUUAUUAUAAAAAUUGUAAAUAUGGUUUCUCUACAAAGAAUAAUUCAAUAAAAGCACAUGGAAA
Messenger RNA from Danaus plexippus (monarch butterfly), 749 nucleotides. It is a transcript of the gene CPR93, whose product is annotated as cuticle protein 8-like. The transcript has 4 exons. The record is from RefSeq and is a predicted model, not a curated record. Gene Ontology annotation, cellular component: extracellular matrix. The coding region runs from base 29 to 592 and encodes 187 amino acids. NCBI's taxonomy places the organism in Eukaryota, Metazoa, Arthropoda, Insecta, Lepidoptera, Nymphalidae.